GUGCGCGAGCUCAGCAGAGGAGGCACGUAAGUUCCCUAGGCAAUUUUGACUCUGAGUGAGCGCUGAAUGAGAGAGAUUUCCCGCUUGGAGCACGUUUUUUCUCCACAAUGAAGGAAUUUUUACUCUUUUGAGUUUACAACAACGAGAACAACAAAACGUCGUUAUUCCCGGCGUUUGGUGAGGCUCUUGUUAAAAUUCCUCGCGCCCAGUCCCGGGGAGGCAGCACCUGCCCGAGGGACCGGCUUGAUUCUGUUAUCGUCUUUUUUUGGAGAAUUCACAGAAUCCAAGGAACGCUCAAUUUUAAGAGGGGGACUCUUUCACACGUCAUGGGAGGCAUUCGCUGAGUGCGUGGAUAGCCCUGUUACUUUGAUUGAAAAGGAAGAGAAUAAAUAUCGUUUCGACUCAUCUGCAAAGAAGUAACUUUGGGAAUUGUUGGGAUAUAGAAAGCGUCUUGUGUCUGAGCGCCUGGCUUUCAUUUGUUGCACCUCGGACUUUACUGGAGGAAUUCUCGGAUCCAUCAGAAUGACCCCCAUCGGUUGCGCUAAGCUGUCAUUCCUUCUCCCCUGCUUAAUUUGCCUCAGCGGGCUGGUGGAUGGUGCGAGGGAGCCGCAGCUGCAUCCAGCAGGCCAUCAGCACGUGAGGCACGCAGGGAGAUCCCUCACACUCACCUGCAGUAGUUCCCGAUCUCCGGUCAACUGGACUCUGCCCAGUAGGAGCCUGUCAUCUGGGGGCGUUCAUGUGGAGAACUGCACCAGGAGGCCGUACUGCAAGAAGCUGCUCGUGCACCACCUCGCCUUCAACGAUACGGGCGUGUACACCUGCCAUUCUCAAGAACGCACACAAUCAACUUACGUGUUUGUAGAAGAUCACGCUCAACCUUUCCUGGAAGCCUACACCAGCAAUCCGCUAGUGCUGUUUUCCUACAGAGAAGAUCCGUCUGUGCUAAUACCCUGCAGAACGACGUCACCUGACUUCAAUGUCGACGUGGAGACCAUGCCCUCCAUGGAGGAAAGUAUAAAGAAGAGUCUUGAGUGGGAUCCCAAGCACGGCUUUACUAUUCCUUAUAAAACCCGGUAUGACAACUACCACCUGGUCACAUGCCACAGCACCGUCAAUGGCAUACGAUACAGCUCAAACUACAUUAUUCAAAGAACAACCAGUCAUCUGACUAAUGUGAAGAUUACCCAUUCUGAGUAUCACAACAAGCCUACAGAGCUUUUAAACGGCGACACUCUGGUCCUCAACUGCUCCGCACUGACCGAGGACAACGGCCUCGUCACCUUUGAAUGGAAAUUACCCAAUGUAAUACUACUCUACCACUACUACUACUCUACUGCACUGCAGGGAACUCGCAUGUCUGGCGAUGGCUACUAUACCAAAUCCCACCGCAAGUCCAACGUCCUGACCAUCCCCAGGGUGACUGCACAGGACAUGGGCAACUACACCUGCUUCUCCUGGAUAGCCGCAAAAACGCUGAACACCACUGCACAGGUCAUCAUUUACAAGCAUCCAUUUUUGAAAUUGGAACACAGGGGUACUCCAACAGUGGUGAGGAGAAUGGGUCAAAAGGUUGUUCUUGACCCGUUUAUCCACACCUUACCGAAACCAAGAAACAUUGAAAUCACCUGGUAUAAGAACGGUGUACUUCUUCCAAAGAACGGCACAUGCUAUCGCCUGACGGGCCACAAGCUCAUCAUCAAGGAGGCCAAAGAUGACCAGGCAGGGGUGUACACCGUGGAGGUGAACAACCGAGCAGGACACCUCUUCAGAACUCUGAACUACACCUUGGUGGUGGAAGUGACUCCAAAGAUUCUGGAGGCCGAGACGACGGAGGAGCCGGAGUUUGUGCGUUACGGCCAGCCCCUGAAGCUCACCUGCACCAGUCACGGCGUCCCCACACCUGAGAUCAGCUGGUUCUGGCAGCCCUGUGACCCCGACUCGGAUUCCCCAAAAUGUAAGCUGCUGGGUGAAGCCAGGCCUGUGCGGGCUCAGACUGUGGAGGAUUACCCACAUAACUGGGUAGAAAUAUUUGACAACACAAAUAAGAGCAUGAGCACCCUGCUGAUGACGUCCGCUAAUGCGUCAGGGAUCUACUCCUGUCUGGCCAUCAACAAGCUGGGCAAUGACACAUUGAACAGGACCGUCUACGUGAGCGAUGGCCUGGAGCCGUUUGAAGUGUCUCCCGUCGUGGCCAUCGAAGGGUCCGAUGCCACGCUCACCUGCCGCACCACACGCUACCUCUUCAGCAACGUGACCUGGUGCGACUCUCAGAACCGCACGGUCUCGGGAGCGGUGGAGCUGGUGGGCCAGUACUCCACCUCGGUGGCCAUCACGCUGCGCAACGUGUCCAGGAACCACACGGAGGACUACCGCUGCAGAGCCUACAGCAUCCUCGCCAAGACACUGGUCCAGAAAUCUGCAGACCUCAUUAUUAAGGUGAGGGAGGUCCCGACACUGAGCCAGAACCUGACCAAUCAGGACGUGAACAGCAGCAGCACCCUGACGCUCACCUGUCUGGCGUCAGGAGUGCCAAGCCCCAACAUCACCUGGUACAAGAACCACGUACCUGUCGUGGAGGGACCAGGCAUCACUCUGAAGGAGGAGGGUUUCCUGAUCAUCCAGAGGGUGAAGAAGGAGGACGAGGGCAUGUACGAGUGCAGAGCCAGCAACGACAAGGGAGCCGUGGCCUCCACAGCCAUGGUCCGCGUCCUUGGUGAUGACGGCAAAGCAAACAUUGAGGUGAUCGUGUUGGUGUGUACGGGUGCAGCAGCCACUUUCCUUUGGAUCAUGCUCAUUCUCUUCAUCCGCAAGCUCCGCAAGCCCAGCUCUGCUGACAUCAAAGCUGGCUACUUGUCCAUCAUCAUGGACCCUGACCAGAUGCCAUUGGACGAGCAGUGCGACCGCCUGCCUUAUGACAGCAACAAGUGGGAGUUCCCCAGAGAUCGCCUCAGACUGGGUAAAACUCUGGGCCACGGCGCGUUCGGGAAGGUGGUGGAGGCCUCUGCCUUUGGGAUUGAUAAGCUGUCAACGUGCAAGACGGUAGCCGUGAAAAUGCUGAAAGGGGGAGCCACUAAUAACGAGUGGAGAGCGCUGAUGUCAGAGCUGAAGAUCCUCAUCCACAUCGGCCACCACCUGAACGUGGUCAACCUCCUGGGGGCCUGCACCAAGCCUGGAGGUCCCCUUAUGAUUAUUGUGGAGUACUGCAAGUAUGGCAACCUGUCCAACUACCUGAGGAGCAAGAGGGCCGACUUUGUGGUGUACAAGAGCCAGGAUGGCAAGGCACUGCACUCUGGCACUGGCUGUGACCUGAGUGAGCUGAUCAAGAGGCGUCUGGAGAGCGUGGCCAGUACCGGCAGCUCGGCCUCCUCAGGAUUCAUAGAGGACAAGAGCUACUGCGACUCUGAAGAGGAGGAAGAAGAAUCCGAGGACCUGUACAAGAGGGUUCUGACAAUGGAGGACUUGAUUUGCUACAGUUUCCAAGUGGCGAAAGGCAUGGAGUUCUUGGCAUCGCGUAAAUGCAUCCAUCGUGACUUGGCAGCCCGCAACAUCUUGCUGUCCGAAAACAACGUGGUGAAGAUAUGCGACUUCGGUCUGGCCAGGGACGUCUACAAAGACCCAGACUACGUGCGCAAGGGAGAUGCCCGGCUUCCCCUGAAGUGGAUGGCACCGGAGGCCAUCUUUGACAAGAUCUACACCACGCAGAGUGACGUGUGGUCAUUUGGCGUUCUCAUGUGGGAGAUCUUCUCUCUGGGUGCCUCUCCUUAUCCUGGCGUUCAGAUCGACGAGGAGUUCUGCUGUCGGCUGAAGGAAGGGACGCGAAUGAAGCCACCAGAGUACUCCUCAUCUGAGAUAUAUCAGACCAUGCUGGAUUGCUGGCAGGGGAACCCGGUGGAGCGGCCAACCUUCACAGAGCUGGUGGAGACACUCGGAGACCUGCUGCAGGCCAGCGUUCAACAGGAAGGGAAGCACUACAUCCCCAUCAACACCCUGCUGUCCAAGGUGGCCAACAGCCCCUCCACAGAGGCCCCCACAGAGGAGUCCUCCAGCCGCCCGCUCUCUCAGAGGGACUCGGGCACAUGGAAUAUUAAGAUCCGUCCUGCUAGCGUGAAGACCUUCGAUGAGGUGACCAUGGAGAAUGGGACCAAUGAGAUCCACGAGGGGGGCCAGUCGGACAGUGGGAUGGGUCUGUCCUCGGACAGUAUGAAGACACUGCAGCGGUUGGAGUCACUGGCCAGGCCCCUCAGCAUCAUGGCUCUCGCGAUGAAAACUGUGAGCAAGAGUAAGGAGUCCAUCCUGAUGGAGGGCGACCGAGGGAGCAAGUACCAGCCCCCAGUUCCUUCGCUGGACUUCGGCCUGGAGGACUCGUCCCUCGACCCAGAGCUGGAGUGCCACAGCCCCCCUCCAGACUAUAACUCUGUCGUUCGCUACUCCACCCCACCUGUCUAGCGGGCCUGUAGUGGUGGGGUCUCUCCACAGACAGCCCCCCCCCCAAAAAAAAAACACAUCCACCCCCUCCCCACCUCAUCCCCAGGAGCCACCAUCAGCUGUUUUGGGAUCCCUCCUGUCUGGUCUAGGCAUCACCUGUACUGGACCUGGAUUGGACACUUCCCCUCUAGUCUAGCAGAGCUGUCAGCCCCGGAAGUCAGAUAGUCAAAACCCUGCCACCAAUGUGAUCCAACUAGCUCUGAAUUGGCUGAUCAUAAUGAAGGCUCAAGUCAGGCAGCUCAGAAGGAAACUGUGGCAGGCUUUUUCUUGUUUUACUUCUGAACUGGGUGUUUGAUGUCUCUGCUUUCUGAUCUAAACACAGCCUUGUAUUGGGGUCCCUCCACAGACCCCCGAACACUGCCCCUCUCCCCCUGGAGUCACCAUCAGCUGUCUCUAUAUGCCCUCUGCCUAAUCAAUCCAGUCACCUCUACAGCUUACCUCUCUCCUCUCCUCUCAUCUCCUCUCCUCUCCUCCACUCUCCUCUCCUCCACUCUCCUCUCCUCUCCUCCACUCUCCCCUCCUCUCCUCUCCUCUACAGCCUUAUAUUCUCCUCUCUCUCUCACUGCAGAGCCAAAGUUGUAAGUUGUGUGUAACUGGGAUUUCAAAGUGCAGCUGCAAAAGUGUCAAGUUUCCAGCUCCACAAAUAAGAAGUCCAGUCACUUACAACUUGGCACUUUUUGACCUGGAUAAAUGAGAAAAAUCACAACAUCGAUGUCCCGGCCAGGAUUUUUUUUGACAUUCCGUUUUAAUUUCUUCACAAGAUUCAGCGUCUCAUUUUUCCAGCCGGGGUUGUCCUCUGAGGACACUGCAAUGAAGUUUUAUCGAGGGCUUCCGAUUAAUGCUUGACGUCUGUUUUCCCUUUCCUGCCAAGGAAUGUGCUUUGGUGCUAUAGUUGGCGUUAGAUGGCUCCUUUUGAACACUCAUCCUUUUCCCAUCCAUUUUCUUUGUUCUGUGUUUUUUUUCUUCACAUUAUUUUCUUUCAAAUGAGCACUUUCCAAGGGGCAGAUAUUGUUUUGUUGAGGCGAAUAACAAUGGUCAGAAAAAAGUUAGAGGUUAGAAAGUUAAAAAGGGGGGAUUAUCCACUUUUUCAUUGGUCUCCUCCAGUGCUGCUGACUUUGCACCCUCACCACUGUGCUAAAGAUCUAACCCACAGAAACACUCCGCUUCAGAACAGCCUCUCAGGUAUAUCUUUUAUCUACUGUGAACACAUUGGAAAAAUAUAUAAGCACAGCUCUCACUCCUGCUAAAACCAAAUCAAAGGACAUUCCUCUCUGCAAUCCCAAAUUGAACCAUGUAUCAUUUCGUCACCUUCCUAAAAUACUCGUCUAAGUCUUUUUUUGAGGAGGUCGGCUCUUAUUCCAUAAAUUCUUUUCUCAAGAUACAACUCUUGACAUAAUGCAUUAUCAUAUUACAUCACAUUGUGUUGCAUUUAGCAGAAGCUUUUAUCCAAAGUGACUUACAAACAGAACAUACAUUUCAAAGUUCAGAGUGUGGGAAAGUAAAGAGUAUUUAAGUAGAACAAAAACAGGUAAUAGAUAAUGUGAAAAUAGAGAAUAUAUGCAAAAAACACAAACAGUUUUGUAAUAACAUGACUCAGGUGAUUAUUUUCAGAAUCUGACGAUUUUACUAUUGAGCAAAGCAAUACACCACAGGCAGUGGGGAGGGUGGACUUAUUUCCUUUUUGUCUUAUUUCUUUGUCUAUAUUACUUCACCUCUGUACAAAUAGCUCAUGAAACUGGAAUGUUAUAUUUUUAUUUUAAUAGUAUAUAAUUAUUUUGGAAGUAGCCCUAAAAUAUUUAAAAGAUUUUGUCUUGUUUUGGAGGAUGUGUUAUUUUCUGUAUUCACAAAGAGCAACUGUUACAUUACAGCACCACAGUGAUCCUUGAACAUAUUUAAAAUAAUAAAUAUAACAUUUACAUAAGAAAUUAAAUCCACACAAACGUUAUCCCAUGGCAAUUACAGGGACCAUGUUUAUAACAACUAUUUAUACUAUACAACCACUAGGAGAGUUAUUUCACAACUUCGUCUUAUUUUAACUUCAUCUGGCAAAAUCUUAUAUAUCUAUUCACGAUAUUCCGCCCUGCCCAUUUCAAUGUCGCUGUGCUCUUGCAGAAUUACCGGUCUGCUAGUUCCUGUUUGGCUUCUCCUAUGUUUGGACCAAUCGGAAUUGAAAAAUAGUGAUGGUGCCGCGGCGGCUUGUAACCAUAGAUAAUAAGGUGGACACAUAGGAAUUGAUGCAGAUGCCUCUGUGUGCAACUGCUUUUUGUUGGUGCCAGGUUUUCCUGUACCAGGAAGAACUGAGAAUAGACAAGUAGUAAGGCAGAUUGACUUGAAUGUGAAAAAAUGAACUGUAGCUUCACAGGCAGUAUUGGUUGCCCCAGGCCAGUCUAUUUAGCCUAUUUUUUACAUUGACGUUGCAUAACUUCUGUUUUUGUAGCGAAGCAGGUACAUGCGGCUACCAUUUUCAGGCAGAAAACAGUGGCGUCGAAUGUGUGCUAUACUGUAUGUCUUAAUGCCCCCAGAUGUAACUCAAGCCUGCUUCGACUGCAUUAGAAGGAUAAAACCUCGUUUAUAGCUGUCUGAACUGGCCGCAAUAAGAGUUUCAAAGGUGUCUCAGGACUGACAUCACAUGAAAAAGGCUCAUUCCACACAGCACGCCUUAGAUGAUUGCUGUGAGGUAGCAGUUGUGCGAUCACUGUGUUCUGCAUUGCAAAAGAUUAAGUCUUAGCAAGCCUAUUUUUCUAUUUUCAAGUGUACAUUUAUUUCUAUAUUCAAGAAACAGCUACUCUUAAUUUAAGACGUGUUUCAGGAAUUUCUAGUUGGUUGGUGAUUUUGUCUUGAUUAUUACUUGAAAAUAGAAAACUAGAAUAGAAAGACUUCAUUUUUUGCUUUGUAUUCUUUCCAUUAUUUAUUUCACUUAACUCGUAUCAUAUGUUACUUCACUUCGACAUAAAAGUGUCUCUGUAUUAUUAAGAAAAUGUGACUUUAAGGUGUAGCCAUUUUUUGUUGCCAGUGUUAUCCUUCAUUAUCACGUGUUAUCAUCUGUUAUCAUCUGAUGUCAUCUGAUUGUUGUAUGUUUGCAGAGGUUAACCUCUGCUUUAGAAGUAAAAAACCUUACCAUUGAUGUCUUCUGCCACCGUACUUAAGAAAGGAGACUUAACUAAUUAUUACCCAAUCAAACUUUCUAAAUUCCUGUGUCAGAGAACAGUUUGAUCAUGAUGGUUAUGUGGCAAGGUUUUUGUUUUUGUUUUGUUUUUUACUGAAGAUGGCAUCUACACUUCUGUUUUUUUUCAUGAAUACAACCACAUCAGUAAUCCAGUGAUCAGUCAAGCUAAAGGUUUUCAGAUUAUUCUCCCAUCUGAUAAAAAGCCUCAUGCUCUUCACUGUAUAUGUAACGUGACCAUUAGAGAAGUUAGCAGCAUACUACUGCUUGCUAUUUGUUGUAAUGGAAUUCAGCCAGUAUGUUUGUUUCAUGUGUAAUUGAGGUCUUCCAGCGUAAGUCCAGAACUAAUCUCAAAAAUGUAACAGGUGUGGCGCAAGACAUUUUGGGCCCCAUGAAACAUUCGAAUUUUGGGCCCCCUCAAGGGCCCUUCUCAGUGCUGUCAGUGCUUGGGCCCUUAGAAUCUGUAACACCUUUCCCCUCCUAGGGGCAGCCAUGCUGUAACCUGUAACUUCACACCAACUAGGGUGUUUGGGGCAGGCUAUUACUCAGUAGCAUACCCUAUUAUAGCAGAGCAGACAGCAUGUCUUAAUGUUCUAUGAUGCGUGGCUGCAUAUAUGAUGGAAGUGGAUAUUUAGGCUGCCUGUUUAACCCUUUGAGGAGUAAGGAAUUUCCCCCAAUUCUUUCAAAUUUUACUCAAACACAACAUACAGUAUAGAAUUCUGUGUUAAAAAUCCUGCAGUGCGGUUGUGACAUCUUCAGAACUCAAAAUGUUGCUGAACUUCUUAUCACAAAUAUGUGGUGAUACUCUUCAAAGGGUCACUUGAUAUUGAUAAUGCCGGGCACAAGUCUACCUACAUAAUAUUGGCAGUGGGCCGGAGUUGCUUUGUUACCGUCACUUUUCUGGCUCUAUGGGGCACGUAUCAAACUUGAACAGAGUUCAAAAGUAAUCAUUUUUCAGUGUCACAACUAAAUGCUAGUGUUUGGGAGAAAUCAGACACAAUUGGAUAAAAUCAGUUAACCUAGCUGUCCCACCAUCGUUUCUCAAUUUGUCUAUUCCAGACCCUAUGUGCAAGUACAAUAGGUAUGAGGGCAUGGUAGGGCCAGGCCAGGCAUCCGUUACGCGUGCUUAAGAAAUAUACUGUAUAGGGCAGCUUGCAGGCAGGCUACAAGUAAACUUAUAACCUUUUCAACAGUCUGGUCACUAUGGUGUAUGCUGUAUGCUAUUCAUGUUAAGUUAAAAGUAUUGUGCAAAUCUGCCGUCUUCGCUCUGCACCAAGUUCUGAAGUUAUUAAAAUAGGUAGAGAAUGUAAACAGUCUUGCAAGAUAAUGUAUGUGUAGAGGAGGAUUUAGCUUACUGAACACUAACCAAGUGGAUAAGUGCCAGUACCAACGGUAAUUUCGCUUUCACUUUUUUCACUUUCAUAAUUCAAUUCUAUACCCUUUUCCAAACAUUUACUGCCAAAAUGAUGCCUGUAUUUUUCUAGUUUGACUAGUUUGUUCUGCGCUUUGAUGAAGUAAAAAAAUAUAUAUAUGUAUGCACUGAUAUUUUUUAUCAAAUAUGGAUUUUUGUAUUCAAUUGUAUUUUAUUAAUAACCACCUGUAAGUCUUAAAUAAAUGAAUAAAGAUUUAUAUAUUUAUAUGUU
Molecule: messenger RNA, 9291 nt
Organism: Engraulis encrasicolus (European anchovy)
Lineage: Eukaryota; Metazoa; Chordata; Actinopteri; Clupeiformes; Engraulidae
Gene: kdrl
Product: kinase insert domain receptor like
Exons: 30
Coding region: 523-4446 (1307 amino acids)
Biological process (GO): cell surface receptor protein tyrosine kinase signaling pathway; multicellular organism development; protein phosphorylation
Cellular component (GO): signaling receptor complex; plasma membrane
Molecular function (GO): transmembrane receptor protein tyrosine kinase activity; ATP binding; growth factor binding
Source: RefSeq, a predicted model, not a curated record